Molecule: messenger RNA, 2199 nt
Organism: Lytechinus pictus (painted urchin)
Lineage: Eukaryota; Metazoa; Echinodermata; Echinoidea; Temnopleuroida; Toxopneustidae
Product: electron transfer flavoprotein subunit beta-like
Exons: 6
Coding region: 58-822 (254 amino acids)
Biological process (GO): amino acid catabolic process; fatty acid beta-oxidation using acyl-CoA dehydrogenase
Cellular component (GO): mitochondrion
Molecular function (GO): electron transfer activity
Source: RefSeq, a predicted model, not a curated record
AGAGGGCGGAAACACACGAAGAAUUUAUGAAACACACAGGAUCAGACGAAAAUCAAAAUGGCCCUCCGUGUUCUUGUUGGCGUGAAAAGAGUGAUAGAUUAUGCAGUUAAGAUCCGUGUCAAACCAGACAAUAUGGGCGUGGUUACGGAGGGUGUCAAACACAGCAUGAACCCGUUCGACGAGAUAGCCGUAGAAGAGGCUGUAAGGUUGAAGGAAAAGAAACUUGUCAAGGAAAUCAUCGCUGUCAGCUGCGGACCACAACAAUCUCAGGAAACGUUACGUACAGCACUGGCCAUGGGUGUUGACAGAGGUAUUCAUGUUGAGGUCAGCGGAGCAGAAUACGAGGGUCUAGGUCCAUUCCAUGUUUCCAAGAUCAUGGCAAAACUUGCGCAAGAAGAAGAUGCGAACUUAGUCAUUCUUGGAAAACAGGCAAUCGAUGAUGACUGCAAUCAGACGGGUCAAAUGACGGCGGCCAUAUUGGACUGGCCUCAAGCGACCUUUGCCUCAGAGGUCAAAAUUGAAGACAAUAAGAUGGAAGUGUUGAGGGAGAUCGAUGGUGGAUUAGAGACGAUCCAGGUCUCAUUACCAGCCGUUGUCACAGCAGAUCUGAGGUUAAAUGAACCCCGGUAUGCAACGCUACCUAACAUCAUGAAAGCCAAGAAGAAGCCUAUCGCCAAGAAGACGCCGGGUGAUCUUGGUGUUGAUGUGACCCCAAGAGUAGAAGUGGUCAGAGUGGAAGAUCCACCGGUCAGAGAAGCUGGACAGAAGGUUGAGAACGUGGGGGAACUUGUUGGCAAACUCAAAGAAGCUGGCUUCUGCUAACACAGGCUUGACAAAUGAUCAGACACUGUACAGCUUCAUGCCUUCCUGCUCUUAGACCCAGUUGAAGUGUACACGAGAAAAAUGAGGUGUAAGAUGAGGAGUACGGCCAGCCCCACCAAUGGAAUAAUUUGUUUGUAGAUAGCCAAUUGAUGCAAGGCAAAUACCUAGCAAUAAUGUGAAAUGCGAUCCAAUGGGUCUACAUGUAGGACUUGGAAUUAUGAAUCGAGCGUACUGACAGGGGAGCAUUUCAUGAACAAUUUUGUGUCCGAUUUAUACGCUCUCAGCCAAUCAGAUGCAAGGAUUUGAUGUAGCUUGUAACGUCUGCCAGUGAAAAAUCACUGACAAAUCUUUUUCAUGGAAUGCUCCCUGGAUCAUUCUUCUUGUUUGUCACUUUGUGUGAUGGGUAAAAAAAAAGAAGCAAUUUGAGAUCACCUAUCUAACGCAUUAUUUUAUGUACGAACAUGAUUUUGAUUACAAAAUAUAUUGCAUUUAAAGUGUAAUAUUCUCUUCCCUCUCUUUCCUCCUCUCUCAUUGCUCUUUGGUUUCUCUCCCUCUACAUUUCUCACUCUGUCUACUCACCAUUCCUCACUUUAUAUUCCCCCUGAUCUCUCUCUCUUGUUCUUCUCUCUUAUACCUCAGUCACAAUUCCCCUACUGCCACCAUUCGGCGAGUAGAAAACAGCCGUUUUUAAUUUUUUUAUACCAGCUUCAUACAGGUGGUCUGAAUGAAAUUAGAUAGAAUGACUGUCUUCGACUGUACGGUGGCCACAGAGGAAAUGUGACUGAGAUAUUACUGCUUUAUGUCUCUCUUCUUAAUGUUUUUCGUCUUUUCCAAUCCUUCGUUCUCUCUCCAUUUCUGUCUCUCACUCUUAUUUCUUUUCCUUUUCCUCUCUGUUCAAGCCUUUUUGUUUACCUAUACCCACUUCAUACAUUGAUUUAUUAUGGAAUGUGGAGAGUGGUUUCUGAAUAAAGUCUAAUUAUCGUAUUCAAAGCAAGUUAUUUGGAACUUCUUGAGCAGUUCAUCAUUUUAAAAUAAACAGGCACUCUGUACAGAUGAGCGAUAAUUGAUAUUUAAUCACAACAGGAAAAAAAUGUAAUGAAAUGAUGCUUUUUUAUUGUUAAAUUUGGAGAAGAUUGAGAAUGAUUUUGAGGUGAUAAGCAUCCUUGUUAUUCUUUUGCAAAGGGAUUGUCGAUGGCUAUGUGAAUAUUGAGACGAUUUACAAUAUUUAAUAUGAAAAUAAUAGAUUCCUUCAUAGACAUAUAUGUGAUUAUAUGUAUUUGUUUCAAUAUUCAUGGCCCAUAUUGUUCCAAAUUUGUUGACAAAUGUUCUUGUAUGUUCCAUGGGAAAUGUUGAAUAAAUAUAUUGACAUAAAAAAUA